This is a messenger RNA of Morone saxatilis (striped sea-bass), 2407 nucleotides long. RefSeq names its product forkhead box D2 (gene foxd2). Gene Ontology annotation, molecular function: DNA-binding transcription factor activity, RNA polymerase II-specific; RNA polymerase II cis-regulatory region sequence-specific DNA binding. The transcript has a single exon. NCBI's taxonomy places the organism in Eukaryota, Metazoa, Chordata, Actinopteri, Moronidae. The record is from RefSeq and is a predicted model, not a curated record. The coding region runs from base 484 to 1587 and encodes 367 amino acids. Gene Ontology annotation, biological process: anatomical structure morphogenesis; regulation of transcription by RNA polymerase II; cell differentiation.
GAUAGUGUGAUAGUCUGGCUGGAUACCUACCCAAUCCCGUGCGUAAAAGAUAUUUUGGAAAGCUACUUGGAUAUCCAAAAGUAGCUUUUUAAAUGACCUACAACAUAAACUGAUCACAGACGGAAAGAAUCGCCUCUCAAGAAAGCACAAGUCCAGACUGGUGCGAGAUAAUCUUUGACUGUUUUUUUUUUACGCUUGAAAACCAGAAGUUUUCUGCUCGAUGAGAACCUCGCACGGCCCGGCUUGACCAGCUUCGGACGACCAGGAGGCGCAAAAUCUACAGGUCAAAGAGUUAUUUAUCUUUUCAAUAGAUUCUAGCCAUGUGUGCAUUCAGUAGUUGGAGAUAAAGCUGCAGCAAAAGUCUGGUGUGGUUGUAAGGGGGAGAGGGAGAGUGGUGUGUGUGCGCUCUCGCUUAGUAGCCUCACCGGACUAGGGGAGGAGGAAAUCUGGGAGAGAGGGGGAAGAGAAGCGGUGUCUCCAAGGAUGACUUUAGGGGCGGAUAUGUCCGACAGCUCUGCAUUGUCCGAAGAUGUGGACAUCGACGUGGUUGGGGGUGACAUAUCCGUAGGAAAGGACGGAAAGUACAUUCACCACGAGUUCAACUUGGACAAUGACUCGGACGAUAAUUACUCCCAGAACGCGGCCGAGAGGGUCUCCUCUCCCGGGCUCAGCAGCUCCGACUGCCCGUCAGACCAAAUGGGGUCCAACGCAGAGGUCGGGACCGUGAUCGGGGACAAAACCAGAAAAAGUGCACUUGUGAAGCCACCCUACUCGUACAUCGCUCUGAUCACCAUGGCGAUCCUGCAGAGCCCCAAGAAACGACUCACUCUCAGUGAGAUCUGCGAGUUCAUCAGCAAUAGAUUCCCUUACUACCGGGAGAAAUUCCCCGCGUGGCAAAACUCUAUUCGCCACAACCUUUCCCUAAACGACUGCUUCGUGAAAAUCCCACGAGAGCCUGGCAACCCCGGAAAGGGCAACUACUGGACCCUCGACCCAGAUUCAGCAGACAUGUUUGACAACGGGAGCUUCUUGCGCAGGAGGAAGCGCUUCAAGAGGCACCAAGCCAAUGAAAUCCUCAGGGAAUCCGGUGGCUUUCUACCCGGGUUUGGAUACGGCCCGUACGGAUACAACUAUGGACUUCAGCUGCAGAACUUCCACGCAGCCCACAACCCGUAUCACCCACACCACACAGGUGGUUCAUUCCCGUUCCCUAACGCCCCCUGCACCUUGCCCCCAUCAGCCUCCAUAUUCCCUGCGCCGCAUCCCCUGCCCACCCUUUUAGGGGCAGAUUUAAGGAAGCCCUUUUAUCCUCAACUAAGCCCGUCUCUGCCGCCUCUCAAGACGGACUCCAGCACCCCGAGUCGGCCUUCAUUCUCCAUUGACAAUAUCAUCGGUGCGGCCAACUCCACCGCCUCUUCCUACAGCGCACAACCGAGCAGCCAGGCUCAGAUCCUGGCCAUGUUGACCCCAGCACUGGCCUCUGCUUCCAACCAUUUGAAUCUAUCACAGGACAGCAUAUUACAUCCCAGCCCACAGAGUCAGACUUUUUCCAGCAAAACUCCUAAUAUGAACACUUGUCCUUUCUAGAAAAAAAAAAAGUGGUGAUAUUGCCCGCUGAAAAUUUUUAUUAAAAAGCCAAUUGUGGCGUCCUCCUAUGUGAAGGUAGGCUGUACAUCCUUGGUGAAAUAAGAGUGUUUUUGCUCUCCCCGUUUCCUAACAAUGUAAUAGGAGACAAAGGUUUAUUUAUGGUUUGUAAAUAUGUGUAUAAUAUUGAGAGACAAAAGCAAGAGAAACUCUGAGAAGGAUCUUUUUAAAACAAUGCUGGCCUGAAAUCUGACAUGUGGCCUUCAUUUGUCAGUGGGAGAAAAAGAUCCUGUUAUUUUUAACAUAAGUUAAAGGUGUCACCAGAUUCUUUACAAAAAAAAAUACAAUUGAGAAAUUUAUUAUGAUUUAAAUUGUUUUUAUUUUGUGCGUCGUGAGAAAAUGGCACUGUUGUUGUUGACAUAGGCAGAGACGGCAAACUCAGGUUUUACUUAGAAAGCGAAUGGAGACAAAAGGGAGGGGGCACAAAAAUAACCAUAUCCCAUAUCCCCCCCACCCACAACAUACACACACACACACACAGGCACACACCUCCCCUACAUGGUGAAUUUGUGACAAUAUCAUUUCCUGUUGUCGGUGGACACGUAGGCUAUGUGGUUUUAGUAUAAAAGAGCGCAUUACCUCUCUCAACCUUUUUAUUGUUGUUCGUUCCUAUCUAUUUCACAAUUUAAUCUGUGAAACAUACAGUAUGUCAUGUGUUGCCAAUAGAGAGAGACACCUAAAUGUUCAUAGGUCAUUUUUUUGUUGUAACGACAAGAAUAAUAAAUGUUUGUGAAUUAAAAAAGAAAAAAAAUCGUUAAUUUAU